CUCGUUGCCUGAGCUUGUGGCGAAGCGAGAGAGCAAGGAAACGACGACGUCGACGACGACGACGACGACGACAAGAAGUAGUCGUUUACAGUUAUAGUCAGUCCGGAUCGGGCGCUCGGUCAGCCGGGACCUAAAAUUCGUCGCUCGGCCCAUAUCAAAACACUCAAUUUUCACUUUUUUUCGCGUGUGCUCGUGCGUGCAAGUGCGCGUUUACCUCAUCGGUUCGCCUUUCCUCGAAAAAUUCCCACGCGAAUUCAUCUUUGUCGCUCCAAUCAACGCGACGAGAAAUAAAGAAUAAACUUCAACGCAAACACGUCACUUUGGACGUUUUAAACUCACGGAACUGGGGAAAUAACCAAGCAUCGUUUCCUCGCACUUCCGCAACCCUCUUCAAAUCGACGAGUAUAUAAAAAUUAACGUGAUUUUAUUUUGUGAAGUGAUUCAGUUAUCCAAUGAGAAUUUAUUCUCGUGAUUUUUGUUUUGUUUUAUCGUCCAACGAAUUCUCGCUUCCCAAGAUCUUUCGAUCGAUCCAACGUGGCACCAUCUCCUCGGGAGGAAAGAAACGAUUAAAUGUAGCAUAGUCAUGUAUCGGGAGGAAGUUUCGUGCAGAAAACAUUGAGCAACGAAAGUGCAAGAAAGAGGAUCGUAUUUGUCAAAAUAAAGGAGAAACGCGUCGAUAACGGAAGAAGAAAUAAAUUCGAUUGUCUCGAAAGAAGAGAUGCAGCCAAUCUCGUACCUCGUGGAUAAACGUCGGUACAAAUCUCAAGAAAUUCGACGCGUCAAUAAAGAUUGUGAUAAAAUGAUAUGAUGCUGAAAGAGAGAAAAAAGAAAAAGAGAGAGAAAGAAGGAGAAUAUUGACCAAUUAAAUCAUUUACGUGCCAAGAUUGAAUUUUUUCAAUAACAAGAAAUAACGAAACUCGCACAUAAACAUAUAAAUUUAUAUAUUUUUAUGUGAAUUUAUGUAUUCGUUGAAUACAUAAUUUAAAAUUUUUAGUGACUUAAAUAAGUGAGACUAAGUGCAGCUGCUGUGGAAAGUAAUACUUCCGGGUAAAAAAAUAAGAGAAAACACAUUGUUUUAAAUACUUGUCAUAACAUUUUGACGAAUAGUAAAAUUCAAAAUUUUUUUCAUUAUAACGCGGGUGCGUGCGCGUGUGACUGUAUAAUUGGAGCAAUUAGAAAAAACCGUGACACCACAAAAAUAUCAAGAAUUCGAGCUAAUCGAUCGAAAUUCAACGAAGUGGAUUAAAACUCUCGUACUGAUUGCUGUCGAAUUCGUAUCGUGAAGUGUGUACCUUCGAAAUAUUACUACGUUGGUGCGCUGCAGCAGAAACCUUCAUCGUUGCAAACUGUUUUGUUUUUUUUUUUUUCACGUCAUUUGGAUACCCAGGAAAUUUCGUCAAUCGAGAUAAUCGGGCGCGCGUGAGAUAAGCACGCUGCCGCAUACGCUCGAAUUUUCUGCAUGAUAAUGCGUAGCUUGGAGAGACUCUCAGGGAGCGAUCAGGAUUGUGUCGAUCAAGAGAUGUACAUCGAUCUCGACGACGCCUCGGGGGACUCGUUAACGGGAAAACGAGGUCGGCAUCAUGCCGUCAGUGGGGAGGUGGGAGAGGAGAGUGACAGUAGCGGAAGUGAGAGAAGCCCGAAGCAGGCGAAGAGAAGAAAUCGCGGGGGACCACCUACUACGAGAAGACGGAAGAGUGGAAUUUCCGCACGUGAGAGAAAUCUCAGGAGACUCGAGAGCAACGAACGGGAACGAAUGAGAAUGCACUCACUCAACGACGCGUUCGAGCAACUGAGAGAGGUCAUACCACACGUUAAAAUGGAGAGGAAACUCAGCAAAAUCGAAACACUAACACUCGCCAAGAAUUACAUAAUGGCGCUGACGAAUGUCAUUUGCGAAAUGAGAGGGGAGGAGCAGCCUUACACAUUUGUUGACGGAGAAUGUGGAUCGAGCAGUGGGGAUAGUACGGGACAAUUGGAGUUGAGUGGCGGUGAACAGCCUGAAGAAGAAUCACCAGCCUCGAUGCACGAAACAAAUAACAACAGCCUUUUGCACGAGGAUCUCGAACGCAGGAUACCUUAGUUUCCGUUUUCUUUUCUCUUUUUUUUUAUUCCAUUUCUCUUGUUUUGCUACGCACUCCAUACGAAUUUUCUAUAUAUCAAUAAAUGAAUAAAUCCAUACAUCCAUUUGCCGUACGUAUAUGGAAAGAAAGAAAAUAUAUGCUUGAACACAAAAAUCGUUAUUAUAUCAAUGUCUAUAAAGAGAAUGCUAAUGAAAUAUCGUAAUGAAAAUUCAUUGGGGAAUAGUCCGUAGACGAAACGAGAAACGGGGAAAUAAAAAAGAAAAUAACGAAAAGUUCAAUUUCCUUGGAUUCGAUCCAUUUUGAGACUGUUCCACAAUAAUCGUCGAGAAUCAUUUUGCCAUAAAGAGAAGAAGAAAAAAGAACUAUCGAUCGACAGAUGUUACAUUAGCAACGGAAGUAAACAAAUCGGCGCGUAGCCAGUGAAUAUAAGAAAACAAAUCGAAGAUUCGUCGAAAGUUUAAAAGGAGGAAGAAAAUAAGAAAAAAAGAGAAAAACAAAAAAACAAAAACAAUGGCGGCAGGAACGAGAGUUUUAACGAAGAGAAACAAAGAGAGUAUUGAGUGGUGAAAAAUGCAACGAAAAAUAAUAUAAAGUCGAUCCGGGAUGGAGGGCGGUAAUGCGGAAAGGAAUCAUAAAACGAAAUAAGAAGUGCGUUUUCGAGGGACUCUCGCAAGUCAGACCUGAAUAAAAAUAAUAAUAAAUACAAACCGCGAAACUGUGAUAGAAUACUUUGUAUUAGAGAAUUUCGUCGCUGACUCACGUCUUAUUUUAUUUGUGGCUAAAUAUUUAAAGAAAAAAAAAAACAAAAAAUAAGCAAACCAAUAUAAAUAUUUAAAUGAAAGAUACGAUAAAACAACAAAAAAAAACAGAAAAAAAAGUAAACACGAGUAAAGGAAAAAGGGUGGAGAAAUCGAGCACCCCUUGCUUAAGGAUUGAUAUCGUUGUUGCUAUUAACCAUUUGUCGAAGCACUUUUGACAGUGACGUUCUCACAGUGCGCGAAAUAACAACCGCGGGAGAACUACACGAUGAGAGAAAUAGAGAGAGAGAGAGAGAGAGAGAGAGAGAGAGAGGGAGAGAAAGAGACAGACAGAGAGACGUAAAUAAAAAAUAAAAGAGACAGAGAGAGCGAGAGAGAGGGUUACCAAUCUGGACUCUAUCGAUAUAUAUAUAUACAUACAGAUAUAUAUUUAUAAGCGAUGGAUAUAAUUUAAUUGUAAACGAAACUGAAAAAAAAAAAAAAAAAAAAAAAAAUAAGAAAAAAAGAAACGCCAAUCGACAAAUAUAUCUCAUAUGUAUUUCGCAUGUAUGUGUUUACCUUAAGAGGGAAAAAAAUGAGCUCGAUGUGUCUCGAGGUCACGAUCCAGAUAUUACAUAUUGAUAAUCUCGAUAACGACGAUAACAAAAUAUUUGUACGAUAAAUGUUUUCUUUUCUUUUUUCUUUUAAUAUUAUCUUCAGUGUUUUUGGUUUUUCUUUUUUUUUUUUUUUUUUUUUUUUUUUUAAUUCUUAUUUAAAACAGCAAAGAUCGCGAAUGAACAUUGAAAUAAAGAAUUUCUCGUGGUUCUCUUGAAAAUGCACGAUGAAUAAUAAUAAUGCUAAUGCUUUUUGGAUCACGAUGCAAUACUCGACUACGUGGAGCAUCGUGCAACGCUCAAUUUCCAGUCGAAACGAAAGACUUUUCACAUUGUAAUGCGCACGUUUCGUCGCCACUGGAAAUAUUCGAAGAUGGAUUCAUUCGUUUUUUCAUUCAUUCUUUUGGAAGAAUACGCGGUUCUCAGUUGGUCACAAGGUUGACGAGAUGAAUAACGAAUUGAGAAAAAAAAUGACACGGUUUAUUUAUAUCGAUUUAUCACAAUAAUCGACUUCAAAACAUUUUAGAGACAUUAAUUUUUGAAAGUAUCGGACGUUUUUUAUAUCUCGGAAUAACCCCUUAAACAAAUUUUAAAAAAUGAACUAUUGUUUAAAUCACGAAUUAGAUCUGAAUUCAUUGAAAUUUCUCAGACAAGAGGAAAAUUAAUUAUAAAUAAAUUUAUAUAUUUUGUGCAAUUUUAAAUCUCGCGCGCGCGCGCGUGUGUGUGUGUGUGUGUGUGUGUGUUUUCACUUUCGUGAUAACUCUGGAAAUGCAAUGCUUUUCAGUAAAGUGCACAUCGGAGAGUCUUUAUCAAUUAACUCUGAUCCAUCUUCGAAAUAUUUUCAUAAUUACCGAAGGAAUAAGCAUUUUUUGUUGUAAGAAGAAAAAAUAAUUUAAUCCGAGUUGAUUUUCAAGACAUUCCACAAAGCAUUUUUGAGAGUUCAUUUUCAUCGGUAGGAAACGCGAUCGUCGUCGAUGAACGAGAAAGCAUAGAAAGAGAGAGAGAGAGAGAAAAAGGGAGGCAGCAAGAUGCAUAAAAAGCGGGCUUACUGAAAUAAAAAAAAAGUCCCGUGAGAUUCACUUAAGAUGGUUGUGAUUAUUUACUUAAAACUGCUAUCACUUUCUCUCUCACGUGUGUUAGUGUUGUAUAAGUCUUUUCUUCGUUAUUAGUUGUACAGUAGAAGAUCGAUUAAAUAGAUCGUCGGGCGGAAAAGAAAAUUUUCAAUCUGCAAGAAACGAGAAAACACGAUUCCCGCGUAAAGGAAUGCGGCGAGUCCUAAAUUUCAAUCGUCAUUUUCAAGAAUUGGCGUCGUUACUCAGCCCUGUAUUUGUACGAAAAAAAUUUUCCAUUAUCACGUUAAGAUACAUGAAAAAAUCAGCAAUCGAGGUUCAAAUACUUUUUUUCAAACGGGCAUGCGAAUCUACCGUCCAUCGAAAAAAUUCAUCCGCAUUCUUUGACGAAAUAUUCAACUUUUUUUUGUAUAUCGUCAAUUAUUUGGGGGAAAAAAAAUAAAAAAAAAAAAAAAAAAGCACGCAAAGACAAAACGAAAGUAAUAUAAUUUGACGUUCCAUGUGUACACUUGAUUAGUUUACGAUUAAUAUGAGAAAAUGUAUAUUUACGACGAAUUCAGCGUUUCUACGUACACACGCAUAAUAUAUAAAUAUACAUAUAUCUAUAUAUUUACGAUAUAUAAAUGUAUAUGCAGAAUCAUCGCCUACAUAUAUUUUAUGAGCAUAAAUAUAAGUUUUAUAAGUGACCAUAUAAAAAUACAUAUAUAUUUUUUUUCUUUUGAACGGGAUAUUCCGGAGGCAAGUGCCUGAGCUUUUGUACGAGAGAUAUGAUGAAACGUAGUCAAAAGCAUUCCCGCUAUUAUACCGGAACGCCCCACGUGUCGACCAAACACGCAGAAGAUCGAGAGAAAGAUAAAUAAAGGAAGAACCGUAGAGUGACGCAAUUGAAAUAUGCCCGUGACGAAAAUUGUAUAUAUUUUUCAAAAGUAUAUGAUUGUAAACGAGAAAACAUAAUAUAUGCUAUAUAUGUCGUUCGCACGUCGAACCUAAGUGGAGAAAAAAACAAAAA
Messenger RNA from Venturia canescens, 5511 nucleotides. Its product is annotated as protein dimmed-like. Gene Ontology annotation, biological process: axon development; positive regulation of transcription by RNA polymerase II; sensory organ development. Gene Ontology annotation, molecular function: DNA-binding transcription factor activity, RNA polymerase II-specific; protein dimerization activity; E-box binding. Gene Ontology annotation, cellular component: nucleus. NCBI's taxonomy places the organism in Eukaryota, Metazoa, Arthropoda, Insecta, Hymenoptera, Ichneumonidae. The transcript has 6 exons. The record is from RefSeq and is a predicted model, not a curated record. Bases 1460 to 2080 code for a protein of 206 amino acids.